Molecule: messenger RNA, 204 nt
Organism: Epithele typhae
Lineage: Eukaryota; Fungi; Basidiomycota; Agaricomycetes; Polyporales; Epitheliaceae
Exons: 2
Source: RefSeq, a predicted model, not a curated record
GCAUGGUACGAGACUAGGAAGACAGUGGAGAAGUACAGCGACGAGCUCGUCGACCAGUGGAACAAGGAGAUCGAUGGCCUCUUGACCUUUGACGGUCUGUUCUCCGCCGCUCUCACCGCAUUCAACACCAUUGCCUUCGCAAUGCUCCAGCCUCAACAAAGCGAUCAAACCAACGCGAUCCUGACCCAGGUCUCUGCCCAGCUG